This is a messenger RNA of Drosophila miranda, 936 nucleotides long. RefSeq lists its product as uncharacterized. Lineage: Eukaryota; Metazoa; Arthropoda; Insecta; Diptera; Drosophilidae. The record is from RefSeq and is a predicted model, not a curated record. The transcript has 2 exons. The coding region runs from base 139 to 855 and encodes 238 amino acids.
CGAUUUGCAGAGACGCUGCUGUGAAGCUAAAAUUCUCUCAAACAUCUUACAUGUUUAUGACCCAGCAAGCCCCGACACUCCAGUAGUCGUCGCGUUAGUAAGUCGUAUUUGUGACGCAAACAAAAUCAACAAUUAAAAAUGCCGAAAUAUUCUCGUAUUUUCAAACAGGCUUCCUUUGCUUACAGGCUGAUGAUGUCAUCAUCUUCAGAAUCAACCAAUGACUCCACCAUCGAUGAGUUCGAAGGUUCUAAAUUAGAUCCACAAGCGAAUUCUCUAAAGGUAUCGGUCAUUAGUGAGAAGUCCCAGGCUGAAAACGAAGAUUACAAGUUGGAUGCAAAGCCACCGGUCUUUAAGGAGAAGACCGAGUUUCCAUUGAAAAUGGCCUUGAAACGACGGAUAUCAUUGCAAUAUUUGGAGAAUCACAUGGUGUACCGUCUGAAUAAGCGACUGAAGGAAGUUCUCUCAGAGGUUAAAUCUAUCGGCCGUUUCGCAGUUGAUGAUCAGCCCCAGCCCCUGGCAGUGGAUACGUGCGAUGCUUCUGAAAGAAAUCUCGAACAUACAGCUGAGGUUGGAUCAAACGCCCUUGUCCCCAUUGCUGACGGGCAAGAGGAGCGCCCACUUGCAACAACUUUCGUCCAGAAAGUUAUUAACCUAGUUUCACGGCUGAUCGGUUCUCAUAUUUAUACAUGUCUCCUGGUGCUGUUCCUGAUCGUUAUUGUCUUGUUGUUUUACAAGGAUGAAAUCUGGGGGCCCAGCACUGCGGAGGGACGCUACCAGGCCAAGAUGCAGAAUUCGGGUCCGGGACUUAAAAUCUUGAUCUUUCUACUGCAUCAAUUCGAUGAAAAUUUUUUCUAAAUGAUAGCGACUUUCAGUUGGUUUGGCCAUAUAUAUAUAUUUGAGUAAUAAAAUGUAACUCAAAUGUGCCGAUCGUAGCAA